GAGAUGAUAUAAUUUCCCUGUUUUAUUACCCAGAUUUGCUUUUUAAGAUUAAAAUAUAAUUUAUUAUCUUAUUCUCUAAUUUAACUUUUUUUCUAAAUUAUAAAUCACGUUGAAAAAAGUGAUAGCAAUGAUUAACCAAACGUGCUCUUAUAGUAGUAAAGAAAACUUUAUAGUACGUUUACAUGGCAAAUCAUGAUUGUUUACAAAAUAAGCGCAGUGUAGAGGUUGUUGUUUAACGAAGAAAAAGCCAACUCCACGAUUCUUCAUAACUAUGAUUUAGUGUCAGAUUUACUGCGUUGGGAUUUGCGUUGACUGUCUUAUACAGCACAAGCAAACAAGACAGGAAAGUGCGUGAAAAUUUUGGAUAUCUUAGUUGAAGGUGACAUGAAUCAUCCAUGUGGGAAUUUUUAUAAUCCAAAGAAAAAAAAUUGCAGAUCAUCCAUUUACAGAGGUUUCUGCUUCAUGGGUUUCUCUAAUAUUUUACUUUUUCAGAUUUAGCUAGUGCGCUCUCUCUCUCUCUGUGCUUGUUUUCUAACAAAUUCGGCUCAAGAUAUUUCACUCGCUUGCUUGUUGGCACUUGAACUGCAUUGAUUACCUUUCCCAAAUGAGAAUUUGAUCACCAAGAAAUUCCCUGCUAAAGGAAUUUGCUGAGACCUUUGAUUGAGACUAAAAAGAGACAUGGUUCAGUCAUUGGAAGCUAUCAAGGGUGGUGGAGGAUCUAUCAAGGUAGGGGCUACUGGGACUAUAAGUUCCCUGAUGACAAGGGAAUUGGACUCCAUGAAAGCUUCAUCUCAGAAGCCAGUAUCUUCCAGAAAUAAACCUCAAACUGGUCCUGUUUCUGUCCCCUCUGGUAGUACAACUCCAAGAAGACUACAACCGAGAAAAUCAUCGGAUGAAGCAAGCAGCAGUGGAAGCAGCAACUACAAUAAUCAUAUAAACCCUGAUUUUUCUCGGAAAGCAAAGAGUUAUCCUAAAAAUACACAUCGGAUUCCAAUGCUGGGUUCUGAUAAUAUAACUUUAGAUAGAACUCCCAGUAGGGAGAAAACUGACAAGAAAGUACCUAACAUAGCUGAAGUUGUGGACAUAAAAUGUGGAAACUCAGAUAAAGCAUGGACUAGGCCUUUAACAAAUAAAUUGAAGAAGCUGAGCUUCUCAAAGCUCUCUGAGAGCAUUAUUUAA
Ziziphus jujuba (common jujube) is the source of this 1179-nucleotide messenger RNA. RefSeq lists its product as uncharacterized. Lineage: Eukaryota; Viridiplantae; Streptophyta; Magnoliopsida; Rosales; Rhamnaceae. Bases 679 to 1179 code for a protein of 166 amino acids. The record is from RefSeq and is a predicted model, not a curated record. The transcript is spliced from 2 exons.